AUGCAGGACUCGGUCGGCAAGUUCGUCGAGAUCAGCAUCCCGUGCGGCGGCGCGGGCGUUCCGGCGGCCGCCGACGUGGUGUCCAAGGAGAUCGCGUUCGAUGACCACGCGUGGACGGUGCACUGCUACCCGCGCGGCGCGCCGGGGGAGGCUGGCGCCGGCCCCGGCGGGCACCUCUCGAUCCACCUGGUCAACCACACCAACGCGCGGAACGCCAAGGUGCUCUUCCAGGCCAUCGUGCUGUGCCGGGCUGCAAGGGACGGCGGCGGCGGCGUCGCGCCGGCGGGCGAUAACUACCACGCCAGCAGCGUGUUCGAGUACCCGCCGGAGGGCUCCCGGCGGUUCCCCUGGCCGCAGGUCGCCACCGCGCGGGACCUCCGGGAGCGCUGCGCCGUCGGCGGCUACGCCACCGUCGUGUGCGGGCUCGCGGUGCUGCGCCACAACCCCAUCCCGGCCCCGCCGUCCACAUUCGCCGCCGACGUCGCCGGCCUCCUCGAGGCCCGGAAGAAGUUCGGCGACCCGGACGCGUCGUUCGCCGUCGGCGGCAAGACGUUCGACGUGGUCCGCAAGGUCGUCGCGGCGCGGUCCCCCGCCCUCAGGGCGGAGCUGGAGGGCGGCGCCACGGCCUCCACGUUCUGCGCCCUGCUCCUCUACGUGUACUGCGACCGGCUCCCGCGGGGCACCGAGGUCGGGUGCCCCGUGACCACGGACCUCGUCCGCGACCUGCUCGCCGCCGCCGAUUGGUACGCGCUGGACCGGCUCAAGCUCCUGUGCGCCAGGAAGCUCUGGGACGACCUGUCCGUGGCGACCGUCUCCAAGACGCUCUGGUACGCCGACCGGUACAGGUGCCCGGAGCUCAGGAGCCUGUGCAUCGACUUCCUCGCCGUGGGGGACAACUUCAAGAACGCCCUCCGGCGCGGGGGGCUCCGGCUGGCCGACGAGGAGCUCGCCGGCGACGGCCCUCGAGACCUCGAUGAGCUCAGAAGACGAAGCAGCUGCAGCAGCUCUUCCGGCUCUGUCUCAAAUAAGCGGAAGGCACAGGAUUAG
This is a messenger RNA of Panicum hallii, 1047 nucleotides long. RefSeq names its product BTB/POZ and MATH domain-containing protein 1-like. The coding region runs from base 1 to 1047 and encodes 348 amino acids. Gene Ontology annotation, biological process: protein ubiquitination. Gene Ontology annotation, molecular function: protein binding. The transcript is spliced from 2 exons. Lineage: Eukaryota; Viridiplantae; Streptophyta; Magnoliopsida; Poales; Poaceae. The record is from RefSeq and is a predicted model, not a curated record.